Messenger RNA from Emericellopsis atlantica, 1263 nucleotides. RefSeq names its product putative cyclase-domain-containing protein. NCBI's taxonomy places the organism in Eukaryota, Fungi, Ascomycota, Sordariomycetes, Hypocreales, Bionectriaceae. The coding region runs from base 172 to 1158 and encodes 328 amino acids. Gene Ontology annotation, molecular function: arylformamidase activity. The record is from RefSeq and is a predicted model, not a curated record. The transcript is spliced from 6 exons.
CGGGGCCUCGGCUACGCUCAUACGUGUAGACUACGGCGUAUCCCGACUUGAAUACUUGAAGGCUCGAAUUCUUAUUUCACUUCUUACCACAGUGUAAAUCUGCGUACGUGUCCGGCAUCGCGCGCGACCCCAAACCCGAAUCCAGGACCACUCACUUCCCUGCCAUCUAACAUGGAAAAUGCACUCAAGAAGUUCCCUGGUGGGCUUCCCACACUCGAGCAGAUUCGAGAGUCGAACAAAGGAUCAGAUCUUCCUCUGGAGACUGCUUGGAUUUGGGGCCCAGACGAUGAAAUUGGCCGAAUCAACCUUCUGACGCCAGAGCGAGUUCGAGAGGCCAAAACUAAAGAACUCCUAGACGGCGACGUUGUGUCACUGAACUGGCCCCUGAAUCUGCCCAAGAAGCCAUCCUUCGGCCGUCAAGCAGCCAAGCUCACUCUCAAACAGACGACGCCAGACACUGAGAUGAGCCAGGACGAUCUCAUCGACAUGAACACCCAGUCUGGUAGUCAAUGGGACGGCUUUCGCCACGUGGGACACCUGAAGAACAAGUUCUUCUACAACGGCCUCCAACCUUCCGACCUCAGGACUGACACCCGAUGUGGUAUCCAGGCCAUCUCCAACCACGGAAUCGUGGGGCGAGGCGUGUUGCUGGAUUACUAUAGCUGGAAGAAACAAAGAGGCGAGGAAUACGAUCCUUUCACCUCGCAUGAGAUACACUUGGACGAGCUCCUUCAGGUGGCCAGACAGCAACGUGUAACAUUCGAGCCUGGAGAUAUUCUCAUUAUUCGGAGUGGCUACAUCUCCAAGUAUCAUGAGAUUGAGCGCAGGAACCCGGCUAAGCUGGAGGAGCUCGGCAGUGCGUCCCCCAGGUUGGCCGGCGUGGCCCCAACGGAAGAGAUCAAGACCUGGCUGCACGACAGCUACUUCAGCGCGGUAGCCGGAGACGCUCCUGCGUGGGAGACGUGGCCCCCUGCCAAAGACUUCCUGCACCAGUACCUGCUCGCGCUGUGGGGAAUGCCGAUCGGUGAGAUGUUUGAUCUUGAGGCGCUGGCUGAACAGUGCAAGAGGAAGAAGCGAUGGUCUUUUUUCUUCAUGAGUACACCUCUCAAUAUACCCGGUGGAGUCUCGAGCUUAGCAAACGCUUUGGCUGUGCAAUAGCAGAGGACCCUUUCCCCCUUUGAUGAUAGGCACGAGGAGUUGAUGCAUGUUUGGGAGACAACUGCAAUCCUGGCCAGACCCAGUCACUAGCGUCGAAAAGAGUGC